Salarias fasciatus (jewelled blenny) is the source of this 3632-nucleotide messenger RNA. It is a transcript of the gene ssh1a, whose product is annotated as slingshot protein phosphatase 1a. Gene Ontology annotation, biological process: protein dephosphorylation; negative regulation of actin filament polymerization. NCBI's taxonomy places the organism in Eukaryota, Metazoa, Chordata, Actinopteri, Blenniiformes, Blenniidae. The coding region runs from base 319 to 3459 and encodes 1046 amino acids. Gene Ontology annotation, molecular function: actin binding; phosphatase activity. The record is from RefSeq and is a predicted model, not a curated record. The transcript has 14 exons.
GGGAGCCUGGUUGUGAGCGCCCGAGGCAGCGGGUGGAGGCUGCAGUGUGUCCCUGCAGGCGGGAGGCUGACUCGCACACAGUGACGCUCAGAUGAGAGGAGAGGAGGAGGCGGCGGCAGCCAGAGGGAGUGGCGACUGAACAGACGACGCUCUUCCAAGCCAGCAGCGCUCCAGAGCGCAGACUGCUGUCAGCCUGUCACUCAGAGCGGAGGGCCGGGACCCGGAGCCGUUGCAGUUCCUCUGCACUUUGCUCUGGAGGCCGAUGAAGAGGAGGUAGCUCCUUCCAGAGAGGCCUGCCGCUUGCUUCCAGUCGACAAGAUGCAUCUGGUGGUAGAACCCAUUCAGCAGGCCGUGAUGAAGAUGAUCCCCUACUUUGUGGAGAAUGCGGUGUUGACCCAGAGUGAGAUAAACCGCAUCCUGAGCGAGAGCUUCUUCAUGGUGAAGGGUGCUGCUCUCUUCUUGCAGCAGGGAAGCAGCCAUCAGGGCCAGAAAGCACAUCCUCAUCACAAGCAUGCAGGCGACUUACCUCAACACCUGCAGGUGAUGAUAAACAUUCUGCGCUCGGAAGACAGAAUUAAACUGGCGGUGCGGCUGGAGAGUGCGUGGUCGGACCGCGUGCGAUACAUGGUGGUGGUGUAUACCAGCGGGCGACAGGACACAGAGGAGAACAUCCUUUUGGGAAUCGACUUCACCAACAAAGACUGCAAAAGCUGUUCCAUCGGCAUGGUGCUACCUCUGUGGAGUGAUACCAAGAUCCAUCUGGACGGAGACGGGGGCUUUACUGUGAACACAGCAGGUCGGACUCAUGUCUUCAAACCCGUGUCGGUGCAGGCUAUGUGGUCGGCGCUGCAGGUGCUGCACAAAGCGUGCGAGGUGUCACGCAGGUGUAACUACUUCCCCGGAGGCAUGGCGCUCACCUGGAUGGGCUACUACGAGAGCUGCAUCUCCUCCGACCAGAGCUGCAUCAACGAGUGGAACGCCAUGAAAGAUUUGGAGACGACACGGCCGGACUCACCCACCAUGUUUGUCGACAAGCCUUCGGAGAGAGAAAGGACAGAGUGCCUUAUUAAAGCCAAACUCAGAAGCAUCAUGACGUGCCAGGACCUUGAAAACGUCACCUCGAAACAGAUUCGAAUAGAGUUGGAGCAGCACAUGAACUGCAACCUGAAGGAGUACAAAGAGUUCAUUGACAACGAGAUGCUGCUGAUCCUGGGCCAGAUGGACAAAGCGACCCUCAUCUUUGACCACGUCUACUUGGGAUCUGAAUGGAAUGCGUCUAAUUUGGAGGAGCUGCAGGAGUCGGGGGUGGGCUAUAUUCUCAACGUUACCAGGGAAAUAGACAACUUCUUUCCAGGCACAUUCAGUUAUCACAACAUCCGCGUCUACGACGAGGAGGCCACUGACCUGCUGGCUCACUGGAACGACACAUACAACUUCAUCGUGAAAGCAAAAAAGAAUCACUCAAAGUGUCUGGUCCACUGCAAAAUGGGGGUGAGUCGCUCGGCCUCCACCGUUAUCGCUUACGCCAUGAAGGAGUACGACUGGUCCCUGGAGAAAGCGUACAACUUCGUCAGAGAGAAGAGGAGCAUCACACGACCCAACCCGGCUUUCAUGAGGCAGCUGGCCGAGUACGAGGGGAUUUUAGAUGCCAGCAAACAGCGGCAUAACAAGCUGUGGCAUCCGGACGCAGACUGUGAGAUGGCGGAGGGGCAGCAGGGCUCGGCUCCGUCCUGUGGAGGAGAGGAAGGCGAGCACCUGACCCCAGAGCCAGGCAUGUCUCCCUGCUGCGAGGAGGCGCUUUCCACGAAAGGCGCCGCCUGCCCCUCCCCGCGCAGGGCCGUCGCCCUGGAGAUCGACCCGGCCUACAACAACUACUAUUUCCGCCGGCUGUCCGACUCGGCGCUCGACAGCGAGCCGUCGACGCCCGUGCGCGGCCCCCCUCUUUUAGGAAUGGAAAAGGUCUUCAUAGAAAUCGAGGAUGUGGAGCGAGACGCCCUGCUGGACGACGAGGCGUUCGACGGGCGCGAAGGCCUGCCGCUCCCCCACUUCGGGCCCUCGUCGGAGGGAACCGCGGCACAGACCUGCGGCCGAGGCCCCGAGCCGCUGGAGGAGCUGCGCCUGAGGCUGGAGUUCAGCACGGUGGAGGAGGAGGAUGAGGAAGACGUACGAAAGGAGGAGGCAGAGAUGGAGGUGCUGAUGCAGCCAGAUGACGGAGGAGGAGGCGGCGGCGGCGAAGCGCAGGAUGUGGAGGUAGAGGGUGAUACGGAGGGUAACGGGAUGGAUCUGGCAACCCUCAACGAAAACUCCAACAACAACAACCACUACAGCUCUCUGCACAGCCACAGUGAAAAGGCUUCUUCCCUGCUUCUACCAGCCGAUACUUCCAUUCUAUCUUUGAGGGAUGAGACUAAAUCUGUCGACAAAGGAGAUAAUCCAUCCCUGGCUUCUGAGCUUUGCCUUAACCCUCGUCGUCCUGAGGGCCCAAGUGCUUCAUUCCUACAGUCCCGUACCUCGCCUGAAGGCCCCCGGUCUUCAGUGGGACUGCAGGGCCCCUGUGGCCUGCUCUCUAACUGUGCCAACUGUGCUCCCUCCCCAUCCGCAGCCCGACCUGACAGAGAAGAGCAACCGAAAGGAUCUUUACGGAACAUUAAGCCAGAAGACAACGGCAGUCUCCACAGGUUGAAGACUGAGCCGGGCGGGGGCCCGUCCGCGGCCGCCGCGGAGGCUCUCCCGGCUCUGAUGAGCAUGGACGGGGAGGAAGAGAAGCCAGGAGUGGCCUGCUACCUCGGCCCGCAGCAGGAGACCCUUUACCAGCUCCGUCGGUCCGGGUUGGUGCGCCGUCGCGCGGAGAGACUAGAGAAGCUGUCGGGCUCGGCCCAGGAGAGCCUCCACUCCCUGAAGCCUUUGCACGCCUGCCAACUGUCCAAGAAGAGUCCCUUCCUCACCGAGCAGGACGAACAGCUCCCUGGCUUUCCCGCCGACUUCUGUAAAACUUCCACGCCGUGCCAAGUACGGUUGGAGCCUCUGGUGGUGCCACUGACCAAUGAAGCCUUGCUGGGGGUGGUGGGCUCCGGGCUGCUCACCCCCACCACCUCGCCUCACGGCUCCACCCUGACCCGCAGCUCCAGCAGCGACAGCCUGCGCAGCGUCAGGGGGAAACCCGGCCUGGUGCGCCAGAGGGCGCAGGAGAUCGAGACCCGCAUGCGGCUGGCCGGCCUCACCGUUCCCUCCAGACUGAAGCGGUCCAACUCGCUGGCCAAGUUGGGCAGCCUCACCUUCUCCUCCGAGGACCUGUGCUCGGUCUGCUCCUCGGACGCAGGGACGCUGCUGCUCCUGUCUCUGUCCCCAGACCCGGAGCCCGGCCUGGAGUGGGACUCCCCCACUCAGUCCGCCCUGUCCCGGCCCGGCAAGGACCUGCACACUCCGGAGAGAGCGCUGUCGAGCGAGCCCAGAAGCUGACAAAUCCAGUGGAGGAUCUACACACUCCACCCACGCCCUCCUCGCUCGUCCUGCGGCGCUCGAGGAGGCUGUACAGAUUCUGGAAACAAAUAACAAAAAAAAAAAAAAAAACCAUGCCAAGUGUUGUUGUAAGGAGUGUUCGCUCUCCUUUUGCCACAUUGUUUCUCAAACUG